AUGGUGACGUAUCUCCUUGCGCUGCGGCUUUUGACGGUCCCCGUCCACAACAUCGAACAGCCGGUCGCGUACCAGCGGCAGGAGCAACAGCAGGCGGCGGCUGAUGUGGGGGCAAUGGGGGACAACGAGCCGGGCGCGGACGGGGCGCCGCAGAGGUUGACAACCAUGACCGCCGAGCAAUGGCUCCCUUUGGCCGCCUCGCUGUCCUUGCUCGGCCCUAUCGUCCUCCCCCGCGCCGCCAAAGGCCUCUUCUCUACCGGUCUAUUUCUUCUCCAACCCUCUUCCCCCCCGGCAAUCGCUUAUCCUCCUUCCCCAUACUCUCAUUGUCGGAAAUAUCGUGGAUCAGCUUCGCGACAACAAGCAGCGGAGGCCUAG
Messenger RNA from Puccinia triticina, 375 nucleotides. RefSeq lists its product as uncharacterized. The transcript has a single exon. The record is from RefSeq and is a predicted model, not a curated record. Lineage: Eukaryota; Fungi; Basidiomycota; Pucciniomycetes; Pucciniales; Pucciniaceae. The coding region runs from base 1 to 375 and encodes 124 amino acids.